Phytophthora nicotianae INRA-310 is the source of this 879-nucleotide messenger RNA. RefSeq lists its product as hypothetical. The transcript is spliced from 6 exons. Bases 1 to 879 code for a protein of 292 amino acids. Gene Ontology annotation, biological process: proteasome assembly. Gene Ontology annotation, cellular component: cytosol; nucleus. The record is from RefSeq and is a predicted model, not a curated record. NCBI's taxonomy places the organism in Eukaryota, Oomycota, Peronosporomycetes, Peronosporales, Peronosporaceae.
AUGGAGUUCUAUUCUCAAGAUGCAGCCAGCGCCGCUGACGCCGCCGCUUGCACGUCGCUUUUCGCGGGCCACACGGUGCUUCUGCCAGCGGUCUCUAACGCGAACCUGGGCCAAUUGACGCUGGACCUGAUGAUCAACACGCUGCUACAGAAUGGUGGAGCUUUUGACGUGGAGCUCACACGCGUUGGCCACCUGCUCAGCGAGGCGGCUCCUCCCAUUGCCGGUGGUGCUGCCUUCGCUACACAACAGCCGAAUACUCUGUGUCUCAAUCUGGAGGUGUAUCAGAGCAAGGCGAGGAAGCUCACAAUUAUCCAGCAACGAGCUCCCGUGCUGCCGGGACGAGCUCAUGCGUUCUCUCAAGAGUUGGUGGAGUGGGCGAUUAAGAGUAAGGUGGCGACGCUUGGUGUAGUAGCCGGGUGUGAUGACAUGCUGCGCCACGAUCCCAACAUGAUGAGUCGCCCCAUUCGCACGAUUUACUCGGCUGACGCUACGCAACUGGAUGAAGCAUUCUUGACUCGUUUCGAGGGGCUGACAACCAAUACUGAAGGUGGCCAAGAAGCGACCGAGACUUCUGCUUCCUCAUCUGCUGAUCAGUGGAAGCCGAUCCGCGGUGCCGGUCUUGCCCCACUGCUGCAUGCGGAGUGCGAUGAGCAGAAGUUGCCGUUCAUCGCUUGGGUCAUGCCGUGUGCUGAGGGCAACAACGUGCCGGACGCUGCUGCCAUGACGACGCAGCUUUUCCGCUCUCUGCGUAUCACACCCAAGCAGACUCCUGACCCCGUUGCGAUGCCUAGCUCAAUGCCGCAGAUGCUUCCAUUCGCGUUCCCACCUUCGUGGAACCAGCUCUUCGGGCGAGGCCCUGAUGUGUCGCUGUACCUCUAA